UAUAAGAAAACCCCUUGUGGUUUUUGCUUUGUUGAGUAUUACUCCAGGCCAGAUGCAGAAGAUUGUAUGAGGUACAUAAAUGGAACUCGAUUGGAUGACAGAAUAAUAAGAUGUGAUUGGGAUGCUGGGUUCAUAGAAGGUAGACAAUAUGGCCGUGGUAAAACUGGUGGACAGGUUCGUGAUGAAUACCGUACCGACUACGACGGAGGCCGAGGAGGAUACGGAAAAAUAAUAGCCCAAAAAAUUGCCCCCAAUACAUUAGAACGCUGAAAAUAAUAGUGUAUUAAGUGUGAGUUAAUUCUACAAGACUGUUACAAAUGUAAUAUUCGGGUUUGCAUUCUACCGAUCUGAAUGUGAUUUAUAAUAUUA
This is a messenger RNA of Aricia agestis (brown argus), 369 nucleotides long. Its product is annotated as nuclear cap-binding protein subunit 2-like. The record is from RefSeq and is a predicted model, not a curated record. The annotation marks the transcript as partial. The transcript has a single exon. Gene Ontology annotation, molecular function: RNA cap binding. NCBI's taxonomy places the organism in Eukaryota, Metazoa, Arthropoda, Insecta, Lepidoptera, Lycaenidae. Gene Ontology annotation, cellular component: nuclear cap binding complex. Gene Ontology annotation, biological process: mRNA cis splicing, via spliceosome.